AUGGAAGGUGGAUGGAUACCAGUUGUGAGAGCCAAGGGUAGAUCAGGGACAUGGAGGUCGCGGAUGAGUUCAGGAGUGUUCACUGUGUUUGUGGAUAAUCUUCCAGCAUCGUUGGAUCCAAAAGGAAUGUUCAACCUCUUUAUGACGUUUGGGGUGAUAAAAGAUGUUUUUAUACCAAAAAAGAGGAGAAGGGCUACCAACACCAGGUUUGGCUUUGUGAUGUUUGAAUGCUUGGAGGCAGCCAGAGUAGCCGUUCAAAAGGCCAACGGUCUAUGGGUGGACGAUCGUCCAUUGCAGGUAAAACAUGCAGAGUUUGGGAAGGUCAAAGCAGUUCAUAAAGCUGCUCGAACGCUACCGAGUGCUCCAGGGCGGAGGGAAAUACCUCAGGCCACUGGAGAAGGAGUGGGUAAAGACGGACCAAAAGGUUUUAGAGAUCAGAGAUCUUAUGUACAGGCGGUGGCAGGAGAAAGGGCCAAAGGAUUAGGGGGCAUAUACUUAAAAGCAGAGGAAUUUGGAAAUGGUUGGUUGCUUGAAAGUGUAGUCAUCAGAUUGAAGGCUCAAUAUGCUGAUGUCAAUCUCAAAAAGGAGUUGGAAGGUAUCGGAAUUGAGGAUAUUAUGGUUCGGGAAAGUGGGGGCAGAGACGUGGUUAUCACAUUCCGAUCAAAGGAGGAGAGGACAUUGAAACUACCACCUAUGAAGGAGCUGAUUCUGGAGUGGUGUGAAGAUAUUGUCGAUGGAGAAUCAGGGUAG
Molecule: messenger RNA, 750 nt
Organism: Camellia sinensis
Lineage: Eukaryota; Viridiplantae; Streptophyta; Magnoliopsida; Ericales; Theaceae
Source: RefSeq, a predicted model, not a curated record